This is a messenger RNA of Salpingoeca rosetta, 1019 nucleotides long. RefSeq lists its product as uncharacterized. The transcript is spliced from 7 exons. NCBI's taxonomy places the organism in Eukaryota, Choanoflagellata, Craspedida, Salpingoecidae. Gene Ontology annotation, molecular function: sepiapterin reductase (NADP+) activity. The record is from RefSeq and is a predicted model, not a curated record. Gene Ontology annotation, biological process: tetrahydrobiopterin biosynthetic process. Bases 33 to 875 code for a protein of 280 amino acids.
CGUCCUUGUCGUCAACUUCAAGCGGGUGGUGAAUGAUGACUCAUCAAUCCAUCCCCCCAAUACCAAACAAAGCAGCCGUGAUGAAGGUGUGCGUUGUGGUGACUGGCGCGUCACGUGGGUUUGGGCGUGCAGUGGCGGAAACGCUGUGUGAAGGCUGGCACACCGCAGGGCAUGCUGUGGACGCCAUCAUUACAGCUCGAUCCACAGCUUCCUUGAAAAGCGUACAGGAGCAACUGAAGCCACACACAACGCGUGUGGUGGCGCUUGGUGGUGAUUUGGGAAACGCACAGGAUGUCAAGACUCUCACACAGCGCCUGCUCGAAGAGACAAGUGCGAGCGACUAUGACCGGUUGGUGGUGGUGAACAACGCCGGUACGCUCGGCGACAUCAGCAAGCACGUGGCAGACUACGACAGCCUGGACGAGAUGCACCAAUUCAUGAUGACCAACAUCACAUCCGAGUUCUUCAUCACGUCCUCGUUCAUGAAGGCGGCGAAGGCGUCCAACAAGCACGUGCGCAUUGUGAACGUGUCUUCGCUGCUGGCGGUGCAGGCGCACGGUGGCUUUGCCCUCUACUGCGCAUCCCGUGCAGCCCGCGAUAUGUACACCGCCGUCGCCGCCAAAGAGGCUGCUGGCACGGGCACGGUGCUGCUGUCGUAUGCGCCGGGACCGCUGGAUACGGAUAUGCAGGCCGACAUUCGCGAACGACUGGCGAAUGACGAGCUCCGAGCCGCGUUUGCAGACAUGAAGGCAAAGGGCACGCUGGUGACGCCUGCGAGCUCUGCGUCGAAGUUGUUUGAGCUGUUGGAGAGCGACGACUACGAGAGCGGCGCACACAUCGACUACUACGACAAAGAGUACCCCAAGCGGACGUGAGGCAGCGGCAACGCACCUCCCCUCAGUGCUUCUGUUGUCGUCGUGUUCCAGUCAUGUCAUUCGAUUCACAUCAGUACACUCGAUUGAAUACACGCGUGCUGUUUAAUUCUGAACAACGACCAAUACAACGUGACAACAACCAGC